Messenger RNA from Trichophyton benhamiae CBS 112371, 810 nucleotides. Its product is annotated as cysteine dioxygenase, putative. Gene Ontology annotation, biological process: L-cysteine catabolic process. Gene Ontology annotation, molecular function: ferrous iron binding; cysteine dioxygenase activity. The record is from RefSeq and is a predicted model, not a curated record. Bases 1 to 810 code for a protein of 269 amino acids. Lineage: Eukaryota; Fungi; Ascomycota; Eurotiomycetes; Onygenales; Arthrodermataceae. The transcript has 6 exons.
AUGCCAUUCAUCGAAAACCAGACCACAACGGCAGAACCCAUCGUCCCAGUGGACGUCAAGGGGAAAGAUGCCUUCCAUAAGCUAGUAGACGACCUCAGUGCCGUCCUUGGACCGUCGUCGGGCCUUGACUCCGACGACGUAGACCCCAAGGACAUCCAGAAGUUGAUGGAGGGAUACGUAUCGAACCACGAGGAGUGGCAGCGAUAUGCGUUGGCAGAUGAGUCCCGAGCCUAUACCAGAAACCUCGUAGAUGAGGGCAACGGCAAGAGUAACUUGGAAGACCAUCUAGCUAACAUGGCAAAAUUGAAUGCAGCUCAUCCUCGUCUGGAACCCGGAGUAUUGACCCUUUCUUUUUCUUUCCUUUCCCUUUGGGAGAGCAAAGCCGAAAGAGCAAAGCCAAACAAGAAAAGUGAUGGAGAAGAGAAAGGAGAGAGAGAGAGAGCAAAAGAGCCCACCAUCCUGCAUGGUUCGUUAAAAGAGCACAGAUACGACUGGCCAGAGCAGGACAAAAUCAACAACGGCGAAGCCUGCCCCCUGACAGUCACCAAGGAGACCAUCCUUCGGGAGAACGAAGUGGCAUACAUGUCCGAUAAGCGGAUGCUGGUUUGGUUUGCAAGGCUGACAUUGAAUAUCCAGCUUGGCCUGCAUAAGAUCUCAAACCCGGAUCCAAAUGACUUUGCCAUCUCUCUGCACUUGUAUACUCCUCCAAACGCAGCCCACUUUGGCUGUUCUCUGUUUGAUGAGAAGACAGGCAAGUCUCAUCACAUCAAGCAGUGUACCUUCUUCUCCAACCGGGGCUUGAAGCUGUAG